Messenger RNA from Cryptotermes secundus, 3890 nucleotides. It is a transcript of the gene Phm, whose product is annotated as peptidylglycine alpha-hydroxylating monooxygenase. The transcript has 10 exons. The record is from RefSeq and is a predicted model, not a curated record. Gene Ontology annotation, molecular function: copper ion binding; oxidoreductase activity, acting on paired donors, with incorporation or reduction of molecular oxygen, reduced ascorbate as one donor, and incorporation of one atom of oxygen. Gene Ontology annotation, cellular component: membrane; extracellular region. The coding region runs from base 27 to 1043 and encodes 338 amino acids. Lineage: Eukaryota; Metazoa; Arthropoda; Insecta; Blattodea; Kalotermitidae. Gene Ontology annotation, biological process: peptide metabolic process.
GCAGACUCCGUAGUGGUAGGUUGAAAAUGGCGGUUAGAAGCUACCAUAUGGUAGCAGUGGCUCUGAUUAUUGUCACACAUUAUUGCUGUUUGGCCUAUAAAGUGGAGAAGUUCUCGUUCUUGAUGCCAAAUGUCAAACCGUAUAGGCCUGAACUGUACCUAUGUACUCCAGUGAAAGUGGACUACAGCAAGAGUUACUACAUUGUUGGGUUUGAACCAAAUGCCACAAUGAAGACAACACACCACAUGCUGCUGUACGGGUGUACUAAGCCAGGCAGUCGGAGUGCAGUCUGGAACUGUGGCGAGAUGUCAGGGAAGCUUGACACCUCAGAAACGGCAAGUCCAUGCGCAGUGGGGUCCCAGGUGAUAUAUGCAUGGGCACGAGAUGCCCCAGAGCUGGAGCUGCCUGAGGGGGUUGGCUUCAAGGUUGGGGGCAAGUCCCCUAUCCAGUACCUUGUUCUGCAGGUGCACUACGCCACCAGCAAGCCCUUUGAAGGUGGGAAGACAGAUGACUCUGGAAUACAUCUCCACUACACUGAGAGACCGCUUGAGAAGGAGGCAGGGGUCCUCCUGUUGGGCACAGGGGGCAGCAUUGAGCCCAUGUCAGUAGAGAAGAUGGAAACAUCUUGUAUGAUUAAUGAGAAAAAAGUGUUGCAUCCAUUUGCAUAUCGUACACACACACACAGCCUCGGCAAGGUCGUGUCAGGCUACCACAUCCGCAGGGACAGCAGUGGCGUCGACCACUGGAUUCUACUUGGCAAGCGUAACCCCCUCACGCCACAGAUGUUCUACCCUGUUGAGAACCAGGAGCCCAUUGUGCGUGGCGACAAAGUUGCAGCACGCUGCACCAUGCAGAGCACCCGUAACCGCACCACCUACACAGGGCUUACCAAUAACGAUGAGAUGUGCAAUUUCUACCUUAUGUACUGGGUAGAACGGGACUCACCUCUCCAGAAGAAAUACUGCUUCACGGAUGGACCUCCAUUCUACUACUGGGCCUCUGAGCUGAACAACAUUCCCGAUGAGGAUGCCAGCACACUGUGAGGUGUCAGCGUGCUGGCACAGGGUGGUUGUAAAGUCUACCCACCACAUCCCUCAUUCCCUCCUGUACCCCUUGGCUUUGUUUUUGAGCACAGAGAGAACUUUACAUUUAUCUUAACUGCCUUCCUCUUAUGCAGGAUUCCCACUGGCAUUGUCUCUGGUUUGUUAAGUAUAUGACUUGUGUAUCGUCAUACAGUAUGGCUGAAAAUUUGAUUUGCUCCGAAACGUUUAGUACAAGUCUCCUAUAUUGAAUUUUAAACAAAUAUAUCAAGGGAUUUAGGCAGUAUGACAGACAGAAAUUACCUCUACAUAAUACUUUUGCUUUGCUUUGUAAAGAAUGCCUAAACUACAUAAGAAAGAGAAGCCCCUGUGCCUAAGACCAGAACCGGAUGUGUUAAGAACAAAACAUUGUGCACUGUUGUGCCAUCUAUGUAACAUACAUAUGAAUUAAAUGCAACAGAACUCUGGUCUCUAAGCAUCAGCUAUAAUGCCAGUUUAUUUCCCUUUCCCACUGAUUCUUGUACUUAAGUAGAUCAUGGUCGCCCAGACUAAUCCGGAAUUUAACAACCACCCUGUAGUGUAAUUUAGCUUAGAAGCAAUCUUUCUGUGUACUCUGUGAGUAGCAGGGUGUCCACAAAGUCUGCUUCUUCUCACAUACAAGCACUGGUGGGUGAGCUGGAGCACAGAGAGAAAGAGGGCAAACAUAGACCUGUCCAACAUCUGUCUCUGCUCCAAUUUGGUGUCUUCCCUAACCUUGAAGUGUGAGAUGCAGGAAGAAGACGAGCAGCUGUGAGAAAGGUGAAGGGGAGUGCGUAUAUGGAUUCAGGGUGCUUGAUGCCAAAGAUUAUGUUAUGAGCAAGCAUGUACCCCCCCCCUUUUGCAAGCCCGUUGCCAGUGGCUGUGCAAGAAUUUCUGCACUCAGCAUUUGCAAGAAAGACCAUGUGAAGGAGCAGAGAAUGUACAAAAUCAAAUAUUUUGCCUAACUGUGUGUUACCUGCAAAAGUGUUUUAAAAUUUAUGUUCCUUUUUCUUGAAAUCCAAUGGCGAGAUGCCAGCACAAGCCUUUUCUUGCUCCACAUCUGCUCUUUGUGAGACCUCUGUUUGUUUUGUUAAAAUGCCAUCAGAACUUGUGUCAGGCUCAUGAUUUUGCUUUGGGCCAAAGAGAAAGUUCCAGUCGUGUUCAAAUGAAUAUUGAUAAUGUAACUCUGUCUCAGAAGUCUGACUAUUUCAUUGCCUUCCAGACCAACUGACAAAGAAAAGUACAACUGAAUUGAGCAGAAGUCUAUAAAUGUUCCAUGGCUUGGUUCAUAACUGUACAUUCAUACCUGUGAACAUUAUUGGAUGUCAGAGAGACCCAGCCACUAAGCAAGGCCUAGCAGCUCAAUAGCCCCCUGCUUGCUGCACCUCGUUGCCCUUCCUUCCCUGCCACUAUGAACUCAGCACUCAUCUCUCCCCCUUGCUCCAGGGCCUCAGCCCCUUUGAGUCUGUGAGCAUGUUGGCCUAGCUUAGCUAUGUGAAUGCUGGCACUUGCCGUUUGAUCUGCUGCAGUGUGUUCUCAGGCCACUGGACCAGGAUCUGUUUCCUUGUGUUGAACUCUUCAGUAACAGCACUGUGCCCAUUCAUUGAGCCACACAGUUCCUUUAACUUACAAAAUGAAAUUAUCAAAACUGAAUUACUCAUAAAUGACAGGACAAAAGUAAGAAUUGAUGGAAUGACUUGAGUAUUACUCCCUUCAGGUACAAUGAGUCACGUACUGUACUUAAACACUUCCAGGGCGCCUUAUCGUCUCAGUGAAGUGUCUGUCUCAUGCAAGUACUUACAGCUAGAUAUAUAUAGAACUGCAUAUGGUCCUAAUUGUGAGUCAUGCUUCUUAUAUACAUUGCAGUGUUACUGAGCAGUUAUAUUUUUGUGUCCCAUUUCCUAUUCUGAUAUGUACAUUACAGUAUUCUGCACAUAUUUUGUAGAGUCUUCAUUCCUUCCCAUCUAUGGUAGGGAUGUGCCUAUCAUAUGAAUCCUGGGAAUCACAAUAGAGGAAAAAAUUAUGUGAACAGAAAACUAAGUAUGCAACCAGACGGUUUUCUAUUUAAUUCUUAAUGUAACAUCAGUAGGAAAACCUGUAUUGACAUGACCAGAGAAAUUUUCUGGUUUAUUGAGUGUAUGUAUGUAUGUAUGUAUGUAAAAUGAAUAUUGUGUUUUUAUCACUCAGCUUCAUAGCAGACUGCACUCAGAGAACAGGGGGCAAACGGUGAAUGCCUGGAGUUGGCUUGCUGUGGUCACAAUUCCUGUGUUCUGGGGUGUGACACAGUAUAGACUGGUAGAUCAUUAAGAGUAUCACAGCCCAGAGUCACCACUGUGAGCACCUCAUCUCACAUAAACAGUCCGAUGGCGGAAGUCACUGUUGCCAUUGCAAUAUUUCAGUUGCAUCAGACUUUUCUCAUGCUAAGUCAUGAGACAUCUGGUGUGAAAAUGGAAGGUUCUGGCAUUUUCUUGCAUUGCAUAAUUCCUGCCCUCACAGUGUUUUGUACUGCUGUUAUAUAAGGUUUGGGCCCCUGCUCAGUCUUACAGGCUGUUCAAAGUUUAUUUGUUAACUGUGGUUCCUCCAAGUGACUUGUGCCCAGUGGAAGGCUUACAUCGCUAUGUCUCUCCAUUUGACAUGAAGUGAGCUGGAGCAAGAUUCUGCCCAUGUAAACUAGGCAUCUGCCUCACAGUAUUGCUGCUGUUUAUGUUUGGCUGUAUCAUCUUCUGUUCCUUUCAUUCUGUAAACUUUAUUGUACACUGAAGAAAGUCGUCUUCUGGGUUUUGGCCGACGUUUCGGAGGAACAUAUCGCCUCCAUCUUCAGAGCAGGUGAAU